Trypanosoma theileri is the source of this 495-nucleotide messenger RNA. RefSeq lists its product as uncharacterized. Lineage: Eukaryota; Euglenozoa; Kinetoplastea; Trypanosomatida; Trypanosomatidae. The record is from RefSeq and is a predicted model, not a curated record. The transcript has a single exon. The annotation marks the transcript as partial.
GUGGACCCCCGGUUUAUUGGUUUCUCUUUAUUUCGGCCCAUUAGGUGUCAACUCUCGUCAAGAGACAUCACAGUCAAGAACGGUUACGCACCAUUCUUGUUGCAGCAGCCCAGCAGCUGGGGAGCGGUGUACUUCCCCAAACCUUGGAGAGAAUUCCGACGGUUCUUUGAUGAAACAAAGAACUUGGACAUUAAGGUGAAGAUGGGUCGUGGUCAGCCUGAUCCUGAUAGUAAUUUGUGGGAUUAUCUCACCUCGUGGAAGAAGUACCUAAUAUACUACAUGCACACCCAUGGAUGGUACAUGAUGUAUCCGAACUUUCCCAAAAAUCUUGUGCUUUCCACCAGCCGUCACCUGGCUGGAGAGCAUAGGACCCCGUCAAAAAAGAAGUUUGUUCUUCCACUUGUUCGACCGAGGCACAUGGAAGACGAAGCGGUAAGGAACUCUGUCUGGAACUUUCCGAGUAUGGAAAGCAUGAAAAUGUAUGAUGUUAUGUUU